Molecule: messenger RNA, 688 nt
Organism: Musa acuminata subsp. malaccensis (wild Malaysian banana)
Lineage: Eukaryota; Viridiplantae; Streptophyta; Magnoliopsida; Zingiberales; Musaceae
Source: RefSeq, a predicted model, not a curated record
GAGGAAGAGGAGACCCAGCCGUUGCUUCUCAUCAUCGGGUUCGACCGCAAUAGGCGGCGUUUGAGAAUGGCGCUGGUGGCGAAGUACUGGAUGCGGCUUGUCGCUGGCGGGGGAGGCGGCGCUGCCGCCGUUCCUCCGCUGUUCCUCCACCGUCUUUCUGCCGUCAGACCAUACCACCCGGCCGUUUACGAAGUCAAGGUGGGGAUCCCGGAGUUCUUGAAGGCGGUGGGUAAGGGGGCGGAGGCGCACAUAGCAAAGCUGGAGGCCGAGAUCGGGGACUUGCAGAAGCUUCUCGUUACGCGAACACUUCGCCUCAAGAAGCUCGGCAUCCCUUGCAAACAUAGGAAAUUGAUUCUCGAAUAUACACACAAGUAUAGGUUGGGGCUUUGGAGGCCUCGAGCUGGCUCUCCAAAACAAUCAGCUUAACUUUGAUUCAGAAGCCAAAAAAAGGGGGGUGAUGCUCGCACCUGUUGAUUAUCAUGAUAAUCGUAUUGGGAGAAUGGUUUUGCAUGAACAUAGAUGUUGACUUGAGUACUGAUUUGUUGAAAUAUUUUCUUCCAAAUGAAAGAACAUAUAUCUGUUUGCUAAUUAGCAUCGGAAUGCUCAACAAUAAUAUUCAGGUGAUUUUAUCACUGAACCUCCUUUGUGUUUUAAUACUGUGAAAGCAAGUUAUCAGUUCUGUGCUUAA